AUGGCUCUCGACGUCCUGCAGAAGCUUUCACGAGUCGAAACCCGCAUGCGGAUCACCGGGAUAUGCCUCGACCUGCUAAUGUGGAAGGAUCGCGACCGUAAGGACAUCAGGAAGGUCAUCAAGCGCCUUCGCGAGUUCGUAUAUAGUGCGAAGGACGCUGGGAAGGCGAUUGAGGUCGUAGAAUUCAUAUGCGGCGAUGCGUCGCCUGAUGAUCUUAUGGCGCUUAUACCGUCGAAGACGUUGGAGAAGCUUGUUACGUUGAAGCUGCAGUUAAACGAGUAUACGUAUAGUUCGGCCUCAGAUGAAGACUAA
This is a messenger RNA of Peniophora sp. CBMAI 1063, 312 nucleotides long. The record is from the annotation of a GenBank genome assembly. NCBI's taxonomy places the organism in Eukaryota, Fungi, Basidiomycota, Agaricomycetes, Russulales, Peniophoraceae.